This is a messenger RNA of Phytophthora sojae, 198 nucleotides long. RefSeq lists its product as hypothetical. The record is from RefSeq and is a predicted model, not a curated record. The annotation marks the transcript as partial. The transcript has a single exon. NCBI's taxonomy places the organism in Eukaryota, Oomycota, Peronosporomycetes, Peronosporales, Peronosporaceae.
UGCAAUGCUGUAAUCACCGGCCGGAGCUUCCACGCGCGGUCGUGCAAUGCUUUUUCGUCUGCGUUGUCGCUGAAGUGCAGAUUCCUGGACAGAUGCAUGAACCUAUCGCGGACCAUGAAGUUUCCAAAGCAGCCCCGCGGUAUUGCCCCCCUCUUCUGUCGUUUUCCAGUGGUUUUCGAGCUUCUCCUUGUUUGGUGA